AAAGAGGAGGAUGGGGAGAGGGAAGAUUGUGAUCCGAAGGAUCGAUAAUUCAACGAGCAGGCAAGUGACUUUUUCAAAGAGAAAAAAGGGUUUGAUUACGAAGACCAAAGAGCUGGCGAUACUGUGUGAUGCAGAAGUUGGCCUUGUCAUAUUCUCCAGCACAGGAAAGCUCUAUGAAUUUGCAAUCUCCAGCAUGAAAUCAGUUGUUGAAAGAUACAACAGCUUGAAAGAGGAACACCAACAGUUUUUGAAUCCAUCAUUAGAAGAUAAGUUUUGGCAAAGAAAGACUGCAAUCUUGAGACAACAAGUGCAGGAUUUGCAAGGAAACCAUCGGCAACUCAGGGGUGAACAGCUUUAUGGUUUGAGAGUUGAAGAGCUACAGAAUCUAGAGAACAAACUGGAGAUGAGUUUGAAGGGUGUUCGCAUGAAGAAGGAACGGAUAUUAACUGAUGAAAUUCAAGAACUAAGCCGAAGGGGAAACCUCAUUCAUCAAGAGAAUUUGGAACUCUGCAGGAAGGUUUAUGGAAAUUAAAAUGGCCUGAAUUCAUAUGGUUUUGGGUGUGGAGAGGGUUCAAAUGUACCCGUUCAUCUUCAACUGAGUCCACCCGAGAGAGAGAAUGAUUAAAGGUCACUUCAUCUUCAAGAAAAAUCAUAGUCUGAGGGAAAAUAAUUCUGGGAGAGAUGACAUUGUUCGUGGCAUUAAUUAUGAUAAAAUCACUAUAAGUUUUAUCGGAGGAGGAAGCAAAAUAUUUAAUAAAACACUGUUUACACAACUAUCUCCUUCAUUAUAAAUAUUUUAACCAUUGUCAAU
This is a messenger RNA of Hibiscus syriacus, 811 nucleotides long. Its product is annotated as agamous-like MADS-box protein AGL21. Bases 11 to 532 code for a protein of 173 amino acids. Lineage: Eukaryota; Viridiplantae; Streptophyta; Magnoliopsida; Malvales; Malvaceae. Gene Ontology annotation, biological process: positive regulation of transcription by RNA polymerase II. The transcript is spliced from 7 exons. Gene Ontology annotation, molecular function: protein dimerization activity; RNA polymerase II cis-regulatory region sequence-specific DNA binding; DNA-binding transcription factor activity, RNA polymerase II-specific. Gene Ontology annotation, cellular component: nucleus. The record is from RefSeq and is a predicted model, not a curated record.